Molecule: messenger RNA, 3114 nt
Organism: Aspergillus neoniger CBS 115656
Lineage: Eukaryota; Fungi; Ascomycota; Eurotiomycetes; Eurotiales; Aspergillaceae
Product: snoRNA-binding rRNA-processing protein DIP2
Exons: 3
Coding region: 20-2908 (962 amino acids)
Biological process (GO): maturation of SSU-rRNA
Cellular component (GO): Pwp2p-containing subcomplex of 90S preribosome; small-subunit processome
Molecular function (GO): snoRNA binding; protein binding
Source: RefSeq, a predicted model, not a curated record
AGGUCGCAAACACCCAACGAUGGUGAAGUCAUAUUUUAAAUUCGAGCAUUCGAAGACUUUCGGGCUCAUUGCGUCCGGCUCGUCGAAUGCGAUCUGGGCCCGGGACGAUGAACUCGCGGGUUCCGCACGUCGAACAGGCUCUGGGCGAGCCUUCGUGGGUGCGAGCGAGGAAGUUCUCUGUUGGGACAUUAAGAAGGGUGAACUACUGGGCAGAUGGCACGAUACGUCUUGCAAGGCGCAGGUCACGAUAAUCACGCAGAGCAAAACGGAUGAGGAUAUUUUUGCGGUCGGUUAUGAAGACGGCAGUAUUCGUAUCUGGGAUUCACGGACCGAGACGGUUAUUAUUUCCUUCAAUGGCCACAAGUCCGCCAUCACUCAGCUUGCCUUCGAUAGCACAGGGGUCCGCCUCGCAAGUGGUUCGAGAGACACGGACAUCAUUGUAUGGGAUCUGGUUGCGGAAGUCGGACUUUUCAAACUGCGCGGACACACCGAUCAGAUUACAUCGCUCCAUUUUCUUACCCCGUCCAUUGAAUUGCUCAAUGAAGCCGGUCUCAGUGAGCAUGCGGGUUUUCUGUUGACGACUGGAAAGGAUGCUCUCAUCAAAGUAUGGGACUUGGCUGCGCAACACUGCAUCGAAACACAUGUGGCACAGUCCAACGGCGAGUGUUGGAGCCUGGGUCUCUCGCCCGACCAGAGUGGUUGUAUUACGGCAGGAAAUGAUGGAGAACUGAAGGCCUGGUCGAUUGAUGAGAGUGCUAUGAUUCACAUUUCCAAAGAGAAGGUCGGCUCGGAGGGACAGAAGAUCUUGACGGACCGGGGCACGUUUUACCGAAAUGGAAAGGACCGCACAAUCGGAAUCAGCUUUCACCCUCGAGCGGACUACAUUGGAAUCCACGGAUCUGAGAAGGCAGUCGAGAUUUGGCGUAUUCGCUCGCAGACCGAGGUGCAAAAGAGUCUGGCUAGGAAGCGCAAGAGGAGAAAGGAGAAGGACGCGCAGCGUGCAGCUGACAAGGAUGGAGCAGCUGCUGAGGAUGCCAUUGAGAAGUCAGAGGACGCCUCAUCUGCGCCUGUCUCGGAAGUCUUUGUUCCUCACACUAUUGUACGCACUGGCGGUAAGGUCCGGUCCUUUGACUGGAUUCGCACGAAGUCAAGUGGAAGUCUGCAACUUCUGGCCGCGACCACAAACAACCAACUUGAAGCUUACAGCGUUGUGACCGCGAACAAGAAGAACAAGGAUGAGGAGGAGCCGGACUAUAGCCGGAACUUGGCAGUCGACAUCCCCGGCCACCGCACCGACAUUAGAUCUGUUGCAUUGAGCUCGGACGAUCGGAUGCUGGCGUCUGCCUCCAACGGCAGUCUCAAGAUCUGGAACGUCCGGACCCAAAGCUGUCUGCGUACUCUUGAAUGUGGCUAUGCUCUGUGCUCUGCUUUCCUUCCUGGUGACAAGAUUGUUGUUGUCGGAAACAAGGAUGGCCAGCUUGAGGUUUUCGAUAUCGCCUCAUCGACCCUUCUGGAUACGAUCAAAGCCCACGACGGGCCGGUCUGGUCCAUUCAAGUCCAUCCUGACGGCAAGUCUUUGGUGAGUGGUAGUGCCGACAAGUCUGCAAAGUUCUGGAACUUCCAGGUGGUUCAAGAAGAAAUCCCGGGUACCAAGAGAACAACCCCCCGACUCAAGCUGGUGCACACGAGAACGCUUAAGGUUUCGGAUGACAUUCUUAACGUUCGCUUCUCCCCUGAUGCUCGGCUGCUGGCUGUUGCGCUUCUGGACAACACGGUCAAGGUCUUCUUUGUUGACUCCCUCAAACUCUUCCUCAACCUUUACGGCCACAAGCUGCCUGUUCUCAACAUGGAUAUUUCUUGGGACAGCAAGCUGAUCGUCACGUGUUCGGCCGAUAAGACCGUUCGUAUCUGGGGCUUGGACUUUGGUGACUGCCACAAGUCCUUCUUGGCCCACGAGGACAGUGUCAUGGCUGUUGCUUUCGUUCCGAACAACAAGGAUGGUAACGGGCACAACUUCUUCAGUGCUAGCAAGGAUCGAGUGAUCAAGUACUGGGACGGUGACAAGUUUGAGCACAUCCAAAAGCUGGCCGGUCACCAUGGUGAAAUCUGGGCUCUGACUAUCAGUCACUCGGGUGAUUUCAUCGUCACCGCUAGUCAUGACAAGAGCAUCCGAACCUGGGAGCAAACUGACGAGCCUUUGUUCCUUGAGGAAGAGAGGGAGAAAGAACUGGAAGAGAUGUACGAUAACAACCUGAUGGCGUCCCUGGAUCAGGACGAGGAUGGCCAGGAUGGAGAGAAGGCUGAAGCCGUUGACGCUGGUAAACAAACUGCGGAGACAUUAAUGGCAGGUGAAAAGAUUAUGGAGGCAUUGGAUCUGGGUAUGGAGGACUUGGAGGUUAUGCGCCAAUGGCGCGCUCUCAAGGCCAGACAGCCUAACGCUGCACCCCCACAGCGCAAUGCCCAGUACAUGGCUCUGAACAACAUUUCAGCAGAGCGGUAUCUCCUGAACGUCGUUCAGAAGAUCCCCGCAGCUGCGCUUCAAGACGCUCUGCUUGUCCUGCCCUUCUCAAAGGUGCCUGCUCUCUUCACGUUCCUCAAUAUCUGGGCUAGUCGCGAGUGGAACAUCCCCCUUACCUGCCGUGUGCUGUUCUUCAUCCUGAAAACUCACCACCGGCAGAUCGUCGCUAGCAAGAUGAUGAGGCCGAUGCUGGACGGUAUCCGAUCCGCACUGCGCAAGGUCCUGGCUCGUCAGAAGGGCGAGAUGGGCUUCAACCUGUCGGCUCUGCAGUUCGUCGGCCAACAGAUCCAGGAACAAAGCACGAAGGAUUACAUCGACGAAGCCGCUUACGAGGAGCAGGAGAGGCAGACGGGCACGGGCAAGAAGCGGCAGUUCAUGAGCAUUGCCUGAUUGCGCGUGGGCCAGCAAUAUAUACCUACCUGUACUACACAUGCAUCUGACUGGCGUUGAGACCUGUGAUUUUUCUGUUUUGGAUUUUUGGCUACGAAAAGUUCUAUACCUGGAGUUACACGUUCGCGAACGGCUUCGAUACAAUGUAAAUCGAUAUAGAGAUAUGUCAAAUUAUGAAACGAUCCGUCAAUAGCUUCCAACAUGAC